AUGGUCGAACCAAUUAUUUCACCCUCAAUUCUUGCAUCCAACUUUGCUGAUUUGGGAUGCAGCUGUAAAAGAGUAGUCGACACCGGAGAUGUCGAUUGGUUACAUUUGGAUGUCAUGGAUGGCCACUUUGUUCCAAACAUCUCGUUUGGACCACCAGUGAUUGAGAGUUUAAGAAAACAGUUUCCAAGAGACAGCAACAAGCCCAUUGUGUUUGAUUGCCACAUGAUGGUUUCGGACCCAGAGGAAUGGAUUGAGGCCAUUGCCAAAGCUGGUGGAGAUUCGUACACUUUCCAUUACGAAGCAACCAAGGACCCCGCUUCAGUCAUUGCCAAGAUCAAGAAACAUGGAUUGAAAGCAGCAAUGGGUAUCAAACCAAACACACCAAUUGAUGUUGUUUACCCAUUUGCAGACGAUUUAGAUAUGGUAUUGGUCAUGACCGUUGAACCAGGUUUCGGUGGUCAAAAGUUUAUGGCCGAUAUGAUGCCAAAAGUUGAGACUUUGAGACAGAAAUACCCACACUUGAACAUCGAAGUCGAUGGUGGUUUGGGUAAGGAUACUGUUAAGCCCGCGGCAGUUGCAGGAGCUAAUGUGAUUGUUGCUGGUACAUCGGUAUUCAAGGCAGAGAAUCCAAAAGAAGUGACACAAUUCUUAAAGAAAACUGUAGAAGAAAGCAUAUUAGCUAGAUCUAAAUAG
Lodderomyces elongisporus is the source of this 693-nucleotide messenger RNA. It is a transcript of the gene RPE1, whose product is annotated as ribulose-phosphate 3-epimerase. The transcript has a single exon. The coding region runs from base 1 to 693 and encodes 230 amino acids. Gene Ontology annotation, molecular function: metal ion binding; D-ribulose-phosphate 3-epimerase activity. The record is from RefSeq and is a predicted model, not a curated record. Lineage: Eukaryota; Fungi; Ascomycota; Pichiomycetes; Serinales; Debaryomycetaceae. Gene Ontology annotation, cellular component: cytosol. Gene Ontology annotation, biological process: carbohydrate metabolic process; pentose-phosphate shunt, non-oxidative branch; pentose-phosphate shunt.